CAUCAUCUCCAACAAACAAAACGUCAAUUUUUUUUCUCUCUCUUGUUUCUCUCUCUACCUCCGCACGCACACAGUGACUCAGUCCACUCAGCCUCUCUCUCUUUCGCCUAAAAAUAAAAUCUUUACCAAAACCCCAUCUUCUUCACAGUAGAAAAAGCUUCCCCAAAUCCCUUUUCUUCUCACUUCAAUUUCUCCAACCCUAACCCCCAAAUCGUCUUCAGAUGGGCGGAAAUGGAAAGCUCCGCCGCUGGAGAAUCUCCUUCCACAGAUCUUCUUCCGCCAGUAAAGAGCCGCCGCCGGAGUUCCUCUGCCCGAUUUCCAACUCCCUGAUGUUCGAUCCCGCCGUCGUUUCCUCCGGCCAGACGUUCGAGCGCGUGUGCUUGAACGUCUGCCGAGAUUUACGCUUCACCCCAACCCUCGCCGACGGCUCGACUCCCGAUUUCUCGAACGUGAUACCUAAUAUAGCGCUCAAGGCCGCCAUUCUCAACUGGUGCUCCAAAUCCGGGUCGGACCCCCCGAACCCGCCCCUGUAUUCCGAUAUCGAAUCAGCCGUUCGCUCUCUCAGGGGCUUCUCCGAGAAUCGAGAAACUUCGAAUUCGGAAAGGGAUUUGCUGAAGUCCGUCGCUGAAAACCCUCAGAUUUUGUUCUCGCAUUCUGCGACGGAAUUGAACCAACGGAAUUCGUACAACUCUUCCUCCAGCUCCGAAGAAUCCGUCAUCGCCAACACGAUGACGAUGACGCCGCUUCUGCCGUUUGCCACCCGGCCCUCUUGCUUUUCGUACUCCUCUUCCCCGUCGACUUCGUCGGAGUUUAUAAACUCCGACGAGGCUUCGUCGAACAAUGCGUCGUCUAGUUCGUCAGGAGAAGACGAGAUUUUCGUCGCUAAAAUGAAAAGUCUAGAUAUUUACGAGCAAGAGCAAGCCGUGAUUUUGUUGAGGAAGACGACGAGAGCCAACGAGGAGGUGAGAACGGUGCUUUGCUCGGAGAAACUUUUGUUUGCUCUGAAGCAGUUGCUUGGUUCGCGAUACGACGCCGUUCAGACCAACGCCGCGGCGGCGCUGGUUAAUUUAUCACUUGAGAAGGGUAAUAAGGUUAAAAUUGUGAGAGCCGGAGUUGUUCCGGCGCUGAUCGACGUUCUGAAGAACGGGUUCGAGGAGUCACGGGAGCACGCCGCCGGCGCGAUUUUCAGCCUGGCGCUGGAGGACGAGAACAAGACGGCCAUCGGCGUGCUCGGCGCGCUGCCGCCGCUCCUUCACGAGCUGAGAUCCGGGACGCGGCGGAGCCGCCGCGACGCCUCACUGGCGCUGUACCACCUGACGCUGGUGGGGAGCAACCGGGCGAAGAUGGUGAAGCUCGGAGCCGCCGGAGCUCUGCUGGGGAUGCUGAAGGACCCCGAGGUGGCGGCGCGUGUGGUGCUGGUGGUGUGCAACCUGGCGGCGUGCGACGAGGGCCGGGCGGCGCUGCUGGACGCGAACGCCGUUCAGUGCUUGGUGGAGGCGCUGAGGGAUGGGGCCGAGUUGGACUCCGAGUCGACUCGGGAAAACUGUGUGGCGGCGCUGCACUCGUUGAGUCAUGGGAGCUUGAGGUUCAAAGGACUGGCGAGGGAUGCUGGGGCGGCGGGGGUGCUCCGGGAGGUGGCGGAGAGUGGCGGCGAUCGGGCGAGGGAGAAGGCGAGGAGGAUUCUGGAGGGGCUGAGGGGGCCGGAGGAGGGGGAGGAGGGAGAUGAGGUAGAUUGGGAAGCAGUGAUGAAAGGUGGAGUGACUCGGGGGAGGUACCGAGUUGGGAUGAGUCAUGCUCCUAACUCGACCGAGUUCUGAGCUAAGAUGGGUAUUAAAAAAAAUCUAAAAUGUAAUUAAUUAAUUAAUUAAUAUUAAAAUUUAUUGGUAAUUUUGUUGGAGCUUGUCAAUAUCUCUAAUGGUUAGCUUUUUUUCUUUUUAAUUUUUAAAUAUUUUUUAUCAUCUUUAUUUUUUGGAUUGGGGCCAAACAUCUUUGUUUCUUGUAGGAGAAAUAAAUUUUUAAUACUUUUAAUUUAGGAUUAUGAUAGUGAAUGUUAUAAUAUUGUAAAUGAAUAUAAUUAUGUAUAUAGUUGAAGAAUUCAAGUUGACUUUUUUUUCUG
This is a messenger RNA of Erythranthe guttata (spotted monkey flower), 2116 nucleotides long. Its product is annotated as U-box domain-containing protein 40. NCBI's taxonomy places the organism in Eukaryota, Viridiplantae, Streptophyta, Magnoliopsida, Lamiales, Phrymaceae. Gene Ontology annotation, biological process: protein ubiquitination. Gene Ontology annotation, molecular function: ubiquitin-protein transferase activity; protein binding. The record is from RefSeq and is a predicted model, not a curated record.